AUGCACAUCAAAGACAUGCUCGCAGAGGCCGAGAGGUCGGGCAACCCCUCUUUUUCCUUCGAAUUCUUCCCACCAAAAACUGCUCAAGGUGUGCAAAAUCUUUACGAUAGAAUGGACCGCAUGCAUGGACUAGGGCCUAGCUUCAUUGAUAUUACUUGGGGCGCAGGUGGUCGCUUGGCCCAAUUGACCUGCGAGAUGGUGGGAGUGGCUCAAUCGCAAUAUGGUUUGGAAACCUGCAUGCAUUUGACUUGUACCGAUAUGGGAAAAGAAAAAGUCGACGAAGCUCUCAGAAAUGCCUACAAAGCCGGAUGCACAAACAUUCUUGCUCUAAGAGGAGAUCCUCCGCGUGAAAAGGAGAAGUGGGAGGCGACCGAAGGAGGAUUUCAAUAUGCGAAAGACCUUGUUCAUUAUAUUCGUCAGACAUACGGCAAUCAUUUCGAUAUAGGAGUUGCCGGGUAUCCCGAGGGUUGCGAUGACCAGGACGAUGAAGAUUUAUUGCUAGACCAUUUAAAGGAGAAGGUCGACGCCGGUGCUACCUUCAUUGUUACACAAAUGUUCUACGAUGUCGAUAAUUUCAUUGAUUGGCUGGGAAAAGUUAAAGCAAGAGGUGUUACCAUCCCUGUUAUUCCAGGUAUCAUGCCCAUCAACACAUAUGCAAGCUUCCUUCGAAGAUGCAACCACAUGGGGUGUAAGAUACCGCCUAAAUGGAGCGCGUCUCUCGAAGCUGUCAAGAAUGACGAUUCUGCCGUGCGUAACAUCGGGAAGGAUCUGGUCGCUGAAAUGUGUCGUCGCAUUAUUCAAGCUGGAGUACAUCAUCUACAUUUUUACACUAUGAACUUGGCUCAGGCAACUCGCAUGGUGCUUGAGGAACUUAAUUUAACUCCAUCGACGCAACGUCCUUUGAAGCACGCACUUCCUUGGAGACAAUCACUUGGUCUUGGUCGUAGAGAGGAAGAUGUUCGCCCAAUCUUCUGGAAGAACCGAAACAAGUCUUAUGUGGCUAGAACCCAGGAUUGGGAUGAAUUUCCUAACGGUAGAUGGGGAGACUCGAGAUCUCCUGCUUUUGGCGAGUUGGAUGCUUAUGGAAUUGGCUUAAAGGGCAGCAAUGAACAAAACAUUAAACUCUGGGGUCAACCAAAAUCUAUCAAGGACAUCGCCGAACUCUUUGUCAGUUAUCUUGAGAACGGGAUAGAAAGUCUUCCUUGGAGUGAAGCUCCAAUCUCAAGCGAAGCGGAUAUCAUUAAGUCUGAUUUGAUUGAGCUCAAUCGACGUGGAUUCCUUACCAUUAACUCUCAACCUGCUGUUGACGGUGUUAAGUCAUCUGAUCCUGUGUAUGGUUGGGGACCUACAAACGGUUAUGUUUACCAGAAAGCUUAUUUGGAACUCUUGGUCGCUCCGGAUAUGAUGCCCGAGUUAGUGCGUCGUAUUCAGCACGACCCUGACCUAACAUACUAUGCUGUUAAGAAGACUGGAGAUUUGCAAACGAACGCACAGAGUGAUGGACCCAACGCUGUCACCUGGGGAGUAUUCCCUGGUAAAGAAAUUGUGCAACCUACCAUCGUCGAGACCAUCAGUUUCUUAGCUUGGAAAGAUGAGGCAUUCCGUCUGGGAACAGAUUGGGCUCACUGUCAUUCUGCACUUAGCCCAAGUCGUGGGCUCAUUGAAUCCAUUAUGGAUUCAUGGUACCUUGUCAAUAUUGGAAGGGCAAACUUCAACAAGUUUGGCGUUCAAAAAGGAUCUCAACGAUCCAAAAUGGUAUGGGCGGGGGUUUAA
Sclerotinia sclerotiorum 1980 UF-70 is the source of this 1773-nucleotide messenger RNA. RefSeq lists its product as hypothetical. Gene Ontology annotation, cellular component: cytosol. Gene Ontology annotation, biological process: tetrahydrofolate interconversion. The record is from RefSeq and is a predicted model, not a curated record. Gene Ontology annotation, molecular function: methylenetetrahydrofolate reductase [NAD(P)H] activity; FAD binding. The coding region runs from base 1 to 1773 and encodes 590 amino acids. Lineage: Eukaryota; Fungi; Ascomycota; Leotiomycetes; Helotiales; Sclerotiniaceae. The transcript is spliced from 2 exons.